Anneissia japonica is the source of this 2467-nucleotide messenger RNA. RefSeq names its product pleckstrin homology domain-containing family M member 1-like. The record is from RefSeq and is a predicted model, not a curated record. Lineage: Eukaryota; Metazoa; Echinodermata; Crinoidea; Comatulida; Comatulidae.
AUGUUUUCGAUUCGUUUUUUUCAACCAGCUUACGUUUCGUUACGCAUGAUUGGUAUCUUGUCACGUGUACUGAAUUUACAUUUGAUGUAACAUAAACGUAAAUAACAACCUAUGGGUGUAAACGCAUUUUAAAUGAUUCGUUAUCAAACUUUUUAAGGAAAAGUAAGGCAAGGCUGGAAAAAGUGUGCGACCACACAAUCGGUGGUCAGAGGCAUCAGGAAUGUCCUAGAGGAAUUUUUUUGGGGAAAAAUAAAAAUAGAAAUAAACUGUUGGGUUAUAUAGUGUACAGACACCAUUUGAUGCUGGAGGAAUUAUAUCAAGACAAUUUUCAUGGUCGGAGGCACAAACAUUUUUUCCCAGGCCUGAAGCCGUUUGAAUCAUGGCUUCAGUUUCAGUUUCUAAUAUCAAACAGCUAUUAAGUGAGGAGAUUGCUGCAGCUACUAAAAAGCUUCAAAAAGAUCACAUUGGUACUGACAGUGCAAUAAGAAGUGGCGAUACAGCUAACCGCAUAUGUAAUGUACUAGAAGCAAUAUUUCUUCAUGAACUUAAGGAGUCAAUUGAACUAAAGGCUUUCUGGCCGUUACUGGUUAAGUUUACUCACCGAGAUGUAUACAAACAGAUAGAGGGUCUAUCACAGAUUACAACAGAUAUUGGAAGAUGCAGGGCUUGGAUUCGACUUGCAUUGAAUGAUUGCCUGUUUGAAAGCUACAUGGAUGCCAUGUUACGGGAUGGCAAAGCAAUGAAACAGUUCUACAAAAAAACAGCUUAUAUCCGCGAUGUGGAGCACCCAGAGAUUAUGAGAAAGUGUGCACAAGGCCUUAGCAAUUUUUACUUCCAGCUUUCUUUCAACUCAUCUGUACUAAAUAUGUGGGGCUCAUCACCCAAAAUGCUCACCGGAAGAUGGCAACCACCGAUAGAGAAACCACAGACAAACAGCCCAACAUUGUCACAAAGGAGCUCAGAUGGAUCUGAAGAAAAUUUUGGACAAAAGAGUCGCCCACCGAGAAAUAAGCCAAGAAAAAGCAGUAGUGCGCAUAAAACAGAAACAAAAAGUAUCCCUCCACAGACAAUGGAAAAGCCCAACGAAUCAAUGAAUGAUCACUCAAGUUUUCGUGAAUGUGAAAUGAGUAGUGGAUUGUUGCAUACACCAUCUGAAGGAAGCUCAUCAGUAGACUCAAACCAAGAAAAGUACAUUGGACUGAGCAGUCAGGAGGGGGAGGAAGAGAAUUUAAUUGAACAAUCCUAUUCCUCUAAUACUGUGGUUGAUGGAAAUUUUGAAGCUGAUAAUGAUCAUAUUGAAAUUAGAGCAAGUGAACACUGUUCAGAAAAUGUUAAUGGACCAUCUGGUGCUAGAGAUGAUGCUGAUGUUGUUGAUGAUGAUCAGUCUGGAGAGGUGUGCGAUUCAGUGAUGGACAGAGAAGAUAAGAAAGUUCAAGCAGAAGAUGAUGAGUUUAUGGUACCCAAUCCAGAUGAGACAUUGAAAACAUAUUUGAAAGAAGAGUCCAAUAAUUGUAAAGGUGCUUUUGAUUCAGUUAAGUCUGAUAAAUCAGUAAAUGUUUUCGAGUAUCAGCAGUUUCCGGAAGAGGACUUAUACCAGGAAGAUGUAGACAUUUCCCCUUUGGAAGAAAUAGAAGAUUCCAGUGACCCCUAUAAAAGGAGUUCAAAUUCGGAGGAAGAAACCUACAGUAAAGAAGAGAUUUUUGGAAACAGUUUAGGAGCGAGAGGGGGAUGGUCAUCUCAGUUUGAUAACCCUUCCACAUCAAAGUCAACAAAAGUAGAGAAUGGAGAAAGCUACACAUCGCUUUUUAACUCGUAUUCCGUGAACUCUAACAGUCCAUCUCAUCCCUCGACAGCCGAUAUUGAGAAAUUAGUGGGCAAAAUUGCAUCACCAGGGAAAGAAAAAACUAGCCAUGAUUUAGAAAGAAAUGAUGACAUUUUGGCUGAUUAUGACAUCAUAUCAUCUAUCCCUUCAUCUGCCAUGUUUUUUUCUGACUCUAAAGUUCAGCAACUCUUAGCAAUUGUUACACAAAUUGCUCGUGAGAAGGGUCUUGACAACCAAAAUUAUCAGUGCAAGGGCUGCUCAAGACCCAUUGGAAUAAUUUAUGGCAAAGCCAGGGUGUGUAGUUAUGAUGCUUGUUACUACUGCAACGAGUGCCAUUUGGAUGAUGAAGCUGUCAUUCCAGCUAGGAUCCUACAUAAUUGGGACUUCCAUAAGCACAAAGUUGCAAGUUAUACCAAGAUGUUUUUACAACAAAUGGAAAGCUACCCUUUGAUUGAUAUUAGCCUUAGCAACCCUAGACUGUAUGAAGCGAUUACGGAAGUGCAAGACAUAAAGGUUUUAAGAACACAGCUGAAAUACCUAAAAGCUUAUCUAUUCACCUGUAAGGAAUCCACUGCUGAGGAGCUUAAGAAGAGGGUGUGGCCAAGAGAAUACAUGCUAGACCAUGCUCAUCUGUACUCUGUACAG